AGUGGAGAACACACUAUACCAACAGCGCCUCUCACAACGAGAAACAACCCUUCUACAAUUCCCAACAUGGUACGCUUGCAUGGACACGGUUAUACGGAAGGCGGGCUGUCGCUGUCGCCUCUCAGCAUGACGUCACACACUUAUUCCAGCGACCCACCUAUCAGCAUCCAGAGUUGGGGUGCCGCUAACGACCUGCCCACCAAAGUGAUGCUCCUCGUGGGUGACGCGCCCGAACGAACAGAGACGUUCAAAGACACUCUGGUGAACUACUUAUUUAAGGUCAAGGUGCAGGACACGCAUCGGCUGGUGCUGAUGGAUGAUCAUGAAUUUGCUGACAUUCCGCCCGCCGUGAGAGUGUUUGAGUUUCACCAGCGUGAAGGAGAUGUGCUACCCUUCAAUCUGGCGGCGGUGGAGGUGGCUUCUCUCGGUGGCGUUGGCAGCGCACAGAGGGAUGUUAGGGUGCUGCACGCCCUCGAAGACUUCCUUAGCCACCACUUUGGCACGACCCGUGUGGAUGCCAUCACCCUGGUGGUACCCGGUGCAGACGAGCCCCUGCAUGUCCUUAUCAAUGCUUACCACCUGCUGGGCCUGUGUUUCCAGGACGUGGCCAGCCUGAUGCAGGUGGUGGUGACAGAUUCGGCUUCUUCCACCGCCCAAUUGGCCUGCCUCAAGGAAUACAACAUAAAAUACAGGAACGUAUUUGUGUUCGACGGUUAUCAAGCCAACAGCACUUCCGCCACCAAUGAGGAAUAUUUCUUUGCACAAAUAUUUUGUCAUUUUGAUUUCCAUGGCGUUGAUGACUUUUUCCACGAGAUGCAGGAUAUUCCACCUCAAAGCAUGGAACUGACACGCAUGAUGGACGAUGGAGGAGUGGACGUGGCUGACCUGGCCAGGAUGAGAGUGGUCCGCCAGUACACGGAAGUAGUUGGUGUCACGCAUCGGACGCUGAGCCUCCGUCAGCUACUGUUACAAGUAAGGCACAGAGACGAGGCCACAAAGACACAGCACCUUGUCCUCGGGGAGCCAAGUAACAAGGCCAGCAAGGUAAUGGUGCUUGUGGGGAGCAAAGGUUCGGGCAAGACCACUCUGCUCACAGCCGUGAUUAACCAUUUGCUGAGGGUCAAGUACGACGACAGGUUUCGAUUCAUUGUGGACGGAGAUCCUCUUCAGCGUCUGGACAACUGCCACAAGCCACAUAAGACCAGAUUCACCACCGCCUACACCUUCACCGCCGUGCCACAGCCUUAUCACAAGUACAACCUUACUAUCAUCGACACACCGGGUCUCCGUGGCCCCGAGGAACACACCCAUAACAAGCAGGUCGCAGCCAGAGUGGCGGCCUUGCGAGACCAGUGCGGAAUACACCACUUAGACGUGAUUGGCCUCGUCGCGGUGGCAGGCACGGACAGACUUCCGGACACGUACAAGUCUGUCUAUAAAAACAUUAUUUCCCUUCUAACGAAUGAGGGAAAAGAGAAGCUGUUCCUCUUGGCCACCAGAUCGGACGCCAAGAAAAGCACCGUGGGAGGCGAGCUGAGGCGCCUUGGCCUGCCCCUCACCAAGACGAUCAGGUUCAACUCUCACUCCGUUCUCGUUGACACUUUGGACAGGGACGAGGACGACGUCACGCACGAGGCUCUCUCUGAACUGUACUGGAGGAUGGAGGAACACAGUCUGCAGUGUCUCCUCGCUAACUUGCUCAUCUGACACUUGGGUACUUGUUUUUUCACGAAAAAUAUCCCGUGUUCAAUUUUUUUUUUUUUUCACAGGGAAAGGAUGUUACAGUAACACAAUACAUUGAAGACCCAUAAAGAUAAGAGUGGAGUUACUGCGUAGCAAGAAACCCUUAAAUAUUGCAUGUACUGAUAAGGACAAGUAAGGCAUCGUGCGUGAAAUGUAUAAAAUACUAAUUCAUUAAAACAAUUUCUUCCAUACUCUUAAAAUCUCCUGAGUUGAAAUGUCAGUUUAGCUAGAAAUAAUAAUAAUAGGAAGACUUUGUCCCUCCAUAGUCUUAACUGAAUAAUUGAAAGCAGUCUCUUCUACUACACUCGUUAACUACACGCAAAUGUUCACAUGACUGGUGUUGGCACUAACGUGUGUGUGUGUGUGUGUGUGUGUGUGUGUGUGUGUGUGUGUGUGUGUGUGUGUGUGUGUGUGGGUGUGCGCGCGC
This is a messenger RNA of Portunus trituberculatus (swimming crab), 2170 nucleotides long. RefSeq lists its product as uncharacterized. The transcript is spliced from 2 exons. NCBI's taxonomy places the organism in Eukaryota, Metazoa, Arthropoda, Malacostraca, Decapoda, Portunidae. The record is from RefSeq and is a predicted model, not a curated record. Bases 67 to 1707 code for a protein of 546 amino acids.